UAAAGUUUCAACGCGUCCUUCAGUAUGUCCUCCACAGCUACCAUCAGGAGGUAAAGAAAGUCAUAGAUGCGGCUCAAGGUAGCUGGGAGAGGUUCAAGGACGGGAUGCAGAGGAAAUACCGCCUGGGAAACGGGUUGUUGACUAGCACGGACCUUGAAGCGAUGAACAAAGAGGAUUUUACGACUAUAGGGGCCUUUGUUCAAGAAUUUAAGAAGAGGGCGCGGAAGGUCCAUGGGAUUUCGGAGGAAGCACAGUGCGCCAUCUUCCUGGGGCUACUCACAGCAUCGGCGGCCGUCGAAUUGAUGAGAGAUGGAGGAGGUAGCACUAAGCUCACCUGGGCCACCAUUGACAGAGGGGUGGAAGUUGGGUGCUUGGACCAGGUGGAACAACGUCAGGUACGCCUGCAAAGACAGAAGAGAAAGGAAAGAGAUGCGACCGCUUCUGGGACCCCAGGAGUAACAAGGAUUGUUACAGACGUAUUGGCACAGCUAGGGUAUGCGACAGAACCGGUGGUGCAAAGGAGGGUGGUGACGGCUGUUAAAGUAAAAGGAAAAGAGUCAGUGAUAGAGGAGGCUGGUCAGGAGGAGCUCUGGGAAGAGGAAGAGCCCGUGCCGCAGCACCUGACGAAGGUCCAGCGCAAAGUGCGUAAUUUAGCGCAGGGCGGACAGGGAUCAGGAAAAGCGCAGGCGCAUCAGGCCCAGGCAGCAACCCCUUUAAAUGUGGCGGCUCCAUCAUCUACUACGGGCCCCUCGCAAGGUGCGGCGCCCUCCUAUGGACAGUGGCCCUGGCCGGUGAUCAACGCGAUUGUGCCAUGGGGAAGCACACCGCCAGUAGCCGGACUGCAAACGAGUAUGCCACCACCCAUCUACCCCGCGGCCGAGGCCCAACCUGUGGCCCCGCCACCGUCACCUGAUCCCAGUUCACAGGGCAGUGUUGUAGGAGGUGGGAACCAGGGGCAGGGCAAUCAAGGCAGUGAAGGGAGGGGUGGAGGAAAGGGGCGAGGCAGGAAUGGCGGCGGAAGAGGAAGGCAAUGGAAUGGCCAAGGCCAGGGGUACCAAGGCCAAGGGAGUYAAGGCCAGGGGUACCAAGGCCAAGGGAGUCAAGGCCAGGGGUACCAAGGCCAAGGGAGUCAAGGCCAGGGGUACCAAGGCCAGGGGUACCAAGGCCAGGGCUAUCAAGGCCGGGGGGAUCAGGAAAGUCAGGGUGAGACGGAAGAGGCCAUAAUCAUCGAGUCAGAUGACGAGGAUGAGGAGGAAAGAACGGAGCCUCUGUCCGUCUUAUUUGAGAAGAUGGAGGACUUGCUGGAUAAGAUGGGGAGGUACCAACAGAAGUUGGUAGGCCUCUGUGAAGGAGUGAAAGGAUGGAAGUCUAAUGUCCCCAUAGUAUUCCUCUAUGACUCCGGCCCGGAGUCAGCGCCUGGGCGACCCGGAGUAAAUGUGGUGGGGUCGUGCCCUCAACCAGGAAUGAGGGGGAGACCCCUCAUUCCGCAGGCCCGGCUGAAACAGGCAGCGCGAACGAGAAAUCAACCCAAGGCCAGUACCAGCCAAGAGCCUCCAAGGGGGAAACACGAACCAGGGAGAAGGAAAGAGGCUGUGGAAGUAGAGGACGAUGAUGAUGAAGAGGAAGAGGACGAGAGGCUGCGCAGAGAAGAGGAUCAGAGAGCGGAGCAGCGGGCAAGGAAAAAGGGAACCAGGGGAGAAGCCGAACCGGUCAUACAUGACGGACCGCCCAAAAAGAAGAAAUACGCGGUCCGGUUGGAAGAGGGAUUUGAUGUAGAGAAGGUGAUUGACCGGCUGCUGGAAGGGCAUAAUGACCUCAUGACCCUGAAGGAAAUCCUUGCGUCAGCCCCGCGACUCCGCGAUGAACUUAAGGGGAGGUUAUCACGGCGCCUGGUGCACAAUGUCCAUCUGGGUACGAUCCUGCCCAAGGAGGCAGAGUCAGGUACGAAGAUGGACUGGAAGUGCGUAGCCUGCGGUACGGUGGAUUUGAUGGUGAAGGGUUCCAAGUGCGCAACAAUGGUGGACACCGGGGCGGAGAUGAACAUUAUUCGGGAGGCGGACACGAUCAGAUUCGAGCUGGAUAUAGACCGUUCUGACUGCGUUAUUCUGCAUGGAGCCAGCUGUAAGGCCAUGUUUUGCGGGACAGCCUCGAAUGUGCUCGUCGAGGUUGGAAAGGUGAAGACCAGGGCAUGUUUCUUCAUAAUGCCAGACGUGGACCAUGGAAUCCUCCUGGGAGAUCUGGAUGCCAUCCAGGCCUUGAGGGAACAAGUUCUCGAAUGCCCUGAGGCAGGAAGGUUGGAACUUGUAUAUCGGCUCCCGGGCAGUAGAGGGAACCCCGCAUCAGCGCAAACACAAUCCGUGAGUUGGCCUUUUUUUAGGGGACGGCUCAAGCAGGGUUCUCAAAGGCGGUACAAGACGGUAGAUAAGAAGUGCCGCCCGGUACCCGUCCUCGUUACAGAGGACGAGGAAGCAUAUUACGAGAGGGAACGAGGGUUGAUUCGACAAAUGAGGGAAAGUGCUUUAGCAGGGCCAUGUCGUAUCAACGAAGGGAACGAGAAGGAGUUGAUCAUAGGGGAGUCUGAUUUCCUGCUGCCUCAGGAGCGAAUGCUGAUGGUGGAAUUAAUGAAGAGGAAGCAUUGCGCCUACGCGUUUAGUGACGAGGAGCGUGGCAGACUGGAUGUAGAUAAGAUACCUAUGAUCCGCAUCCACACCGUGCCACACGAGCCUUGGAACAUGAGAGGGACGCGAUAUCCCAAUCCUGACGAGGAAAGGAAGGUGGUGGAUUAUCUCGACGACAAGAUACGUACUCACGUCGCUGACUAUUCAAGUGGACCAUAUGCGUCCCCGUGGUUCUGCUUUAUUAAGCCUAACGGGACGCUGCGGUGGGUGCAGGAUUUACAAAGAUUGAAUGCAGUGACCGUGCGAGAUGCUGGAGGACUGCCGAAUGCAGACGCGCUGUCGGAAUCCUUUGUUGGAAGACCUAUAAUUUCGCUUAUAGACCUUUACUCAGGAUACGAUCAGUUCCCAGUCUACCCGCCGGAUAGGCCGGUGACAGCUAUGCACACGCCGGGAGGAUUAGUCCACAUGAACGUGGCCCCACAAGGGUGGACGAACGCAGUAGCAAUGGUCCAACGCGCCAUGAUUCGGGCCAUGAUUCGGGUCAUGCAGUCAGUCAGCCUCCAUAUCACACAGCCAUACAUUGACGAUUUGGCAGUGAAGGGGCCGGCGAUGAAAGAGAGCGACGAAGUCUCACCAGGGGUAAGGCGCUUUGUCUGGAAACACAUUCAGGACCUCGAAAAGGUCCUGAGCCUGCUCGAAGAGCAUAACCUCACGGCAAGCGGGGCCAAAUCCAGACACUGCAUGAGGGAAGCGACUAUCUUGGGGAUAGUCUGCAAUGAGAAGGGCCGAAGGCCGGAUGUGAAGAAGACGGACAAGAUUACUGAGUGGCCAGUUCCGUUCCACUCAAUAACUGAUGUCAGGAGCUUCCUUGGUACGUGUGGAUUUUGGAGGGCCUUCGUCAAGAACUUUGCCGCUAAGACUGAACACCUGAGGAAGUUAGUCCGUCAGGAUCAGAAAUGGGUAUGGGGUGAGGAACAAGAAGAGGUGGUGGCAAAAAUGAAAGAGGAAUUCCGAGAAGGAGGGUUGGUGUUAGGAGCGCCAGAUUAUGACGCCACAGAAACGCGACCCUUCAUUGUCGAAACGGAUGCGGGACCGACCGCUUUAGGGGGAGUUCUAAUACAGGCAGACAUGGAAGGAAAGGAAAGACCCUUGCGAUUUGAGAGCUGGACUCUCAGUACGACAGAGAGGAACUACACUCAGUUCAAGAGGGAGACCCUUGCUGUCCUCCACUGUCUGCGAAUCUUCCGGAACUCGCGACACUGCCAGUAGCAUCGGCGGGCUCAGUCGUACCUUUAGCAGUAGAGGAGGGGCUGCCACCAUCCAGCAGUGAGCCGGCUCAGGGCUCAGU
Messenger RNA from Chara braunii, 3966 nucleotides. Lineage: Eukaryota; Viridiplantae; Streptophyta; Charophyceae; Charales; Characeae. The record is from the annotation of a GenBank genome assembly.